This is a messenger RNA of Dermacentor albipictus, 5281 nucleotides long. RefSeq names its product phospholipid-transporting ATPase ABCA3-like. Gene Ontology annotation, biological process: lipid transport; transmembrane transport. The record is from RefSeq and is a predicted model, not a curated record. Gene Ontology annotation, cellular component: intracellular membrane-bounded organelle; membrane. Gene Ontology annotation, molecular function: ATP binding; ATP hydrolysis activity; ABC-type transporter activity. NCBI's taxonomy places the organism in Eukaryota, Metazoa, Arthropoda, Arachnida, Ixodida, Ixodidae.
CACGGGCGCGCGAGCGGACAAAGAAGAAGAACCAGGCAAGCAAGCAAGCGAGCGUUCGUUUCCUUCUCUGCGAAGACAGAAAAUCGCCAGCACCAACCCCCGCGGUCAGGCUUGAAAGGCAGUUCCUGCGAUCUCACCGCUGGUCGAUACCAAGAGGCCGGCGAACCUGUGGUGCUCAGCUGCGCAUGCAAACAGCGCGGACCGGAGUUAACCAGCGCCACCACUGCGUCAUUUCCUGGGGGCGCCGCGUACUCGCGCAGAGGUGCUCUGAGCAGGUGACAUGGUUCACAACGUGGCCACGUUUCUGUGGCGCACGCUGUGCGUGCAGGCCAUACGGCGGCACUACGUGUCCACUUCGCUCGACCUACUGAUCGUGGCCGUGGGUUUUUACAUCGCGUUCUCCUCGCGACAAGCACCGAAGCCGCUCGGCAGGAAUCCCAACGCAACGGAGCUGGACUCUGCUCGUGUCGCAGCGUCCCACUCACAUCGUGUUCGGUCCCAACACGAGUUACAACAGCAGGCUGAUGGAGGCCGUGGUCGCCAAGUACUUGACGGACGACGUGGGGGAACCCGUGGAAGUGCUGGCGCGCAACGCAAGCACCGCCAGCGAAAUCGCGAGAGAGUGCGCCUACGCUCCUGUCCGAGGCAGGCGUGCAUUGCGUCGCAUGUGCGUGAAGUUCGAAACGGCUGCAGAAAGCAAGGCCCGCGCCGACGGGAGCCUCAAGUACACAAUGCUCAGGAUAGAAGACUUCGAAGACUUGUCCGCUUUUCCACCGGGUUACAUGUAUGCCAUCGAACGAGCGCAUUUGGAGCUGCAGCGACCCCGUACCGAAGAGAGUGAUGAAAGUAACGGUACAGACAUAAAGCUGGUUUUUGAAGAGCUGCCCGGCUGGGUUUACGGUGACGUGAACGUCUCAUACCGGCCAGAAUUCACCAUUACGCUGUACGCGGUGUUCAUGAUCCCGGCGAUACGGUCACUGAACGCCAUCGAAUACGAGCUUUCCUCGGGCCUCGCCGAAAAGCAGGCUCUGAUGGGGCUGACGGCGGCCCAGUUUGCUCUCGGCCACUUCUUCACGAGCGUGGCGUUCUUUCUCAUCGAGAGUGCCAUCGUGGUAACACUCAUGUACACCGUCGAGACCCAGUGGAACGACGUGCCCUACGCCUACGGUAUAAACCCGGUCAUGGUGUUGCUCUCCUUCUUUCUGUACGACGUCGGCCAAGCGCUGACACCCGUUUUAGUCACCUCCGUGCUCCCAAAAGGAUGGGUGAGAACACUCCUCUUCCUGGCCAUCCUGGUAGUAGCUCCGAGCCUGUUCCUCGGCGCGCUUUAUCCCGUGACGGUGCCCGACUACUUGACCGCAAGCAGGAGAAACCAACUUUUUGGAGGCAUUUUCCCCCACUCCGCGCUCGUCUCCGUCAUGAUGAUCAUGUUCCUCGCCCAAGACUACAAGGAUGGUGCAGGCUGGUCUCUGGUCACUAGGCGUAUUAUGGGUAACAAGGUUACCAUACUGGAGAUCUGGGUGCUCAUGCUUGGUUCCAACGUGGUCAUGGCGUUCCUGACGUGGUACCUCCCCCAGAUCCUGCCGUGGUGCACGGACAACCCGCGCAGCCCAAUAUUCUUUCUCACGAUGCAAUACUGGAGAGGCGCAGGAGAAACAGAGGCCGAUGCAACGCCCCUCCAGAGAGACCCAACCCGCUUCGAAGAGCUGCCGCCAGACGUGCGUCCGAUAGUCCUGACUAGAGACCUCACAAAGCUUAUUGGAACAGCUUUAGUCUUGGACGGCGUCGACCUGAAAGUGUUCGAGCACAAGGUGACCGUUCUGCUGGGUCAAAACGGCACCGGCAAGUCAACCCUUAUGAGGAUCUUGACAGGCGCACUCGGGGGGCCGACGAGUGGCGGGGUGAUGGUGUGCGGCCACAGCGUGUACACCAGCCGAGAGUUGGUGCGCAGAGAUGUCACACUGUGCGAGCAGUCUGACGUCUUUUUCGAGGACCUGACAUGCGGGGAGAAUGCCAUUUACUUCGCUACCCUUAAGGAUACCGACGGCGGUGACGUGAAGCAAGCCACGGUGAACAUGCUGGAGAAACUGGGCUUGAAAGACGUAGGACCCAAGAUGCCCGGAGAGCUUGCUAGCGAAACGGCUCGAAUGCUAAGUCUAGCCAUCGCCAUCGCUUCGAAGCCCAAGCUUCUGAUGCUUGACGAACCCUGCUCGGACCUGACCCCUAAUACUCGCCGGAAAAUCUGGGACCUGCUGCAGCAGAUUGGGAGAGAGAGAACAGUUCUGUUGACCUCGCACGACAUGGACGAGGCCGACGUCAUUGCUGACCAGAUCAUCAUGCUGGCCGCAGGAAAGGUCAUUUGCAGCGGUUCGACUACAUUCCUCAAGAAAGCUUGCGGUGUUGGGUACAGGGUGACCCUCGUUAAAGAUCCCCAGCUGUUCAACCUGAAGUACGCGCUCGCCACUAUUCAAAGCGUCGUCCCCAGCGCUGACGUAUACGAGGACAAGCAAAGCGCCGUCACUAUCAGACUACGCACGCUCGACCAUCGUGGACUCCCGGGUCUGUUCGAGAUGCUGGAAAGUUCGUCGAAGCAGCUUGGCGUCGUCGACAUUGGUGUCACUGUCGCCACCAUGAAGGACGUCUACACCAAGAUAAACAUGAACUGGACACCGGAAGAGAAACGACCGGAAGCCCAAGAAGGGGACGAAGUCGUCGGCGUCUUGUGUAGGUCGGCGUCCAAACCGGAGCGAACGGUGGCACGCUGCUUCUACGCGUUGUUCAUCAAGCGCCUCACGUACGUGACUCGGAGCUGGGGCAUCUUCAUCGUGUCGUUCCUGGUGCCGAUGGUGCUUCCGCGGCUGCUGUUGCAGGACGGACUGUGGUCAAAGAAAUCGCAAGAUGAGGCGCACCUGUUCCACCUGGCUGAAACGAUGGAGAUUCGUCUGGCGCACUACUUUCCCGGCUACACCGUCGUACUGCAGGAGUCGAAAUCCAUGGCCAAUUUGAGCCGGGCGCUGCAGGUUCUCGUAGAGGCCGAAGGUUGCAACGUCCGGCUGGUACCGGAUGUCAACGACAUGGUGGUGGGCGACUUCGCGGCUUACGUGCGAACGUACCCGAUGGUUAUUGUCCCAGAACCAGACAGAGUCCGUCUCAUGGUCGACACGAGGAACUGGGCCCCCUUGCCGGUGCUUCUGAACCUCGCAGACACGGCGAUGCUGCGCUUGCUGACGCGUCAGCCGACGGCCCGCAUCGCGGCCCACAUUUCCCAUCUGCAGCGCGUCGUCACUGAGCUGCCUCAGCUUAUGUGGGUGCCGCUGCACGCCUUCGCGUACGCCCUGGCCUUCUCGGCGUUCGCCGCGUUUCCGGCCGCCGAGAGGCUGGGGGGCGCUCGCGACGUUCAGCUCAUGACCGGCUUGACGGGCAGCGUUUACGUGCUGUCGCACUUUGCUUUCGACUUCCUUCUCUACGUUGCCUUCGUCGGUCCGUGGUGCCUGAUCAACUGCGGCAUCGACGGAAUCCUCGAAGGCACUUGCACACUCAUCUUCGCCACGUUCGUGCUGUCUGCUCCCGCGAUUAUAGGUAUGGUGUACCUGAUCUCGGAGCGGGCGCUGACGGAAUACGGAGCCAUGUACAGCGCGGUUGUUUGGAUUUAUUUGCCUGGUUUCAUACCGCUCUUCAUCGACGCGAUUGACGAUCGUUGGUGGAAAUACAUGGCAGCCCUUUACCCACCCUGGGCGCUGGUGUCUUGCAUCAUCAAGAUCUCGAACCAAGCCGCCGCUGAAAAGCUGUGCGACCGACCGUGGCAGCGGCCGACACGGGCGCGUCGCCCGGAUUCCGCGACCGCCGCCCGACUGUCCUUUGCUGGGCGCUCCAUCUUCCCGAGUGGGAGAGGAGCCCUAGCAGUAGGGGAGGAGGAGCACAACCCCACCACGACGCGGUUUCAGCUGUGCCAUCGUGCGGCGGCGUCGACCAACUUACUAGACGACGUCCUGGCGGACCUGCUGUUCUUGGCUGCUCAAGGCCUGAUCUGUCUCGGUCUGAUGAGCUUCAUAACGUCGGGUUGCUUCAGCUGGCGCGAGGCGAUCUGUGGAAAGAGAAUAAUUGGAUGCCCUCCAGCAGCGCCACCUGCCGCGGGAGACGUCAAGAGCACGACGGCAAAGCCAUCUGACCCUGAGGUCGAAGAAGAGAAGAAGCUGGCGACCGCACUGUGCCACAAGAAGGACUUCAAAGAUCACGCGCUCGUCGCGCACAACCUGAGCAAGACAUACGGCGACUGCUGCGCCCUCACGGACUUCAACCUGGCGCUGAGGCAUUCGGAGUGCUUCGGCCUGCUGGGUGUCAGCGGUUCCGGGAAGACCACGGCGCUAGACCUGCUCGCAGCGCUGAGCGACGUCACGCAGGGCGAGGCCUACACGCCCACAGCGUCUCUACUGGAGAAUACACGGAAGUGGCAAUCACAGAUCGGCUACUGCUUCCAAAAGGGGUGUCUCCUGGACAAGCUCAACGCCUACGAGUUUCUGUACCUAAUCGCCCGGCUCCGCGGGGUGAGCCCUCAGGAUGUGGAGGCCACGGUGAACAGCGUCAUCUCCAUCGUCGACCUAAAGGAGCACGCCGGCAAGCCCUGCGGAUUGUACAGUGGCGGCACUCGACGCAAGCUGUGCGUGGGCGUGGCGCUCCUGGGCUUGCCCCCGCUCCUCUUUUUGGACGAGCCGUACACGGGAGUGGACCCCAUGUCGAGAGACAGGAUCGGCCGCGCCCUGUCGCGAAUCAAGAGGACUACGCGCACCGCCAUCAUGUUCGCCUCGCACAGCAUCGAAGAGUGCGAGUUCUCGUGCGAUCGCUUCGCCAUCAUGGCCCGCGGCGGGCUCACGUCUAUGGGCACGCUGCAGCAGCUGCGAGACAAGCACGACCGCGGCUACCGACUCGAGUUCACGCUCAGCCACGAUGCCGACCCGGACGCCGCCAAGCGCUUGAUGGAGGCAGUGGAUCGACAGUUUGUCGGCGUCAAGCUCACCGAGUUCCACCAGAACGUGCUCAGCUAUCACCUGGUGGAGCGCAUGCCGUGGAGUGAGCUCUUCCGCAAGGUGGUGCUGCUGCAGAAGGAUUUUCCUCUCGAGCACGCCAUUGCGGGGCAGAACACGCUGGAGCAAGUUUUCCUCUCGCUAGCCAAGGCACAGAAGGGGCGACAGAGGACCAAAUGAGCACUUCUCCAAGCCGCCGUCCGUUUUCGCUAUUGAUUACUAUGUUGCUACUACAGCAAUAAAUCUUCUGGCCGUUUUUA